Messenger RNA from Rhizopus microsporus ATCC 52813, 369 nucleotides. RefSeq lists its product as uncharacterized. The transcript is spliced from 4 exons. Bases 1 to 369 code for a protein of 122 amino acids. The record is from RefSeq and is a predicted model, not a curated record. Lineage: Eukaryota; Fungi; Mucoromycota; Mucoromycetes; Mucorales; Rhizopodaceae.
AUGGUUGACAUAUUACGACAAAGGUCGCUCGUUGAAAAAGUUUUCGUCUCACCUUCCAGCAGCGUAAAAGAAAGUUUUUAUAAACGAGACUUUAAUGAUCAAGAUAUUUUAUCGGAAUUAGAUCAAGUUAAUGGAAAUACUCAAGAUUUUUUAACUUUUAUUCAAGAAAAUGAUAAAGUUUGCGUCGUUGCAUUGGAUUAUGCAGGAUUCACCACCAGCAAAAACAAUCCCAAAUUGCAAAAAAUUAUCAUUGACUUGUAUUUCUACGAAAAUCAAUUCAAAGUUUUUGACAGAGAGCAAUUAUUGAAUAAUGUGAACGACUUAAAACUAUUCAACUGUCGUCCUAAUUACAGACAACGAAGUAAAUAG